Cetraspora pellucida is the source of this 125-nucleotide messenger RNA. Lineage: Eukaryota; Fungi; Glomeromycota; Glomeromycetes; Diversisporales; Gigasporaceae. The record is from the annotation of a GenBank genome assembly.
CUGGUCCUAGCUUUUUUGAAAAAGAUGCAAGAGAAAUAUUUAUAAAAGCUAAAGUUUAUAAAAUAAUAAGAAGUCUUUAUAAAGAAAUAACUAUGGAAAUCGAUACUCAAUCUGAUGUAACAUAG